CUAAGGAGACUUGAGAGGAAGCGCUCACACGUGGAGGGAACAAACGGAGCUCCGACUUUUGAGGAGAAACGACAACUUUGUCCGUUUCUCGGUUGUUGUGAGACUAUUGUGAGGGUCAAUGUUACCAAAUGACCCCAUUAUGUGAUCCCACCAACGCUUUUGCGCGGCUGUGACCAAGAGGGAGAAGGAAAAGGAAGGAGGGUCAUGGAGGAACCUUGGAGGAGGACGCAGGCGGUCAGAUGGGAACUACUGAGAAACUCGUUGCUGUUUUGUUUUUUCUCUGGUGUCAGCGAGGCCAGGUGUCAUGGCUGCCUGGAGUACUGUUGUGAAGGCUCGCCGCCAUUCUGCUGCUCCUACUACGCCUACGUUGGAGACGUCCUUUCGGGCACCGCCAUCUCUGGGAUCGUGUUCGGUGUGGUGUUCCUGAUGGGCGCCAUAGCUGCCUUGUUCCUGUGCGUGUGCAUGUGUGUGAAGAACGGACACGGUGCCCGGGUGGGCGUGUUCAGCACCUCUUACAUCAACACUGUGACGCAGGGAUGCCCAGGUCCUCCACCGCCAUACACCUACGACUGCGAGAUGCUCCCUCCUCCGCCUUACACACCGACUCAGUCCGGGCCGGCCAACUCCUCUCCCCCUCCGCCUUACCCAGGAUGCACGAGCAAGUAAUUUUGCACGGCUCAUCCACUGGUCGGCUGAAAUGAAACAUUCCUGUGCUGACUUUGCAGGCCGGAAAAGAACCUCAGGUGCUUAGAGCAGGUGCAAUAAUGCUUGAGCAAGCAGGUCAUCAGAGCAAAAUCAAACAGCGUUAAGCUGCUUGAUAUAUUAAAAAAGCACAGUGUUGAGGGAUGAAUAAUAAUUUAAGUCAAUGUAGGAGGAGGACAUUGAGGCACUGCUAGCCUGCAGCCAUUUAACCAAAACGCUUGAUCAUUCUCUGGCUGUGCACUUCAAAGGUACUGAUGGGCCUUUUUUGAAGGUGCAGAUUACUUUCCUUUUUUGUGCCAUGCAGAAAGUCUUUCCAUUACAUGGUUUUAACUUGUUCUGCAUUCAUUUACAGCAUGCAGGAUGGGGAAUAAUUUUACUUGAAAUGUGAACUGGGCUUCCACUCUGAACAUUUGUGAAAUAUUUAUGAUGUGCUGUUUUAAUGUGUUGGAUGUAUGGUGGACAUACUUGCCAACCCUCCCGAAUUUUCCCGGAGACUCCCGAAUUUCAGUGCCUCUCCCGAAAAUCUCCCGGGACAACCAUUCUCUCGAAAAUCUCCCGACUUCCAGCCGGACAACUAUAUUGGGGGCGUGCCUUAAAGGCACUGCCUUUAGCGUCGUCUCUCACCUGAAAAGGAGACUAUUAUAUAUGUCUCGUUAUCCAUAGGUUUAUCUAUAACCCAUAAAGUAGGCAGGCACGGAGAUAUUUCUCAGCGUGUGUUUAUUCCAGCCGGCUCGUUAGUACACUGACACACAACAUCCGGAUUCCCAUCAUGCAUUGCUUCAAAACUACGGCAGGUUGUAAUAUCCAAAAUUUCCUGUCGGACAAACAAUAUUGGGGGCGUGCCUUAAAGGCACUACCUUUAGUUUCCUCUCACCUGAAAAGGAGACUAUUAUAUAUGUCUCCGUUAUCCAUAGGUUUAUCUAUAACCCAUAACACGGUGGCCGAAUGGAUAUAGUCACUCAUGAACGGUCAGAGGAUCACAAGGCGGCGGGAACGCAGUAUUAUGGGCCACCUUGCAAGCAACAUUCCGUUCUCAUUUGCGGAUGUUUUCAACAAAUCCGUGAAGGGUAUGUUCCCGGAUUCAGAGAUCGCUCGCCAGUACUCAAAUGGCAGAAAAAAAGCUACUCAAAUAGUGAAAGUUAAGUGUUAUUUUUUUUUUAAGUAAGCAGCAAGUACAGUUAGUAG
Molecule: messenger RNA, 1887 nt
Organism: Entelurus aequoreus (snake pipefish)
Lineage: Eukaryota; Metazoa; Chordata; Actinopteri; Syngnathiformes; Syngnathidae
Gene: cyyr1
Product: cysteine/tyrosine-rich 1
Exons: 4
Coding region: 205-666 (153 amino acids)
Source: RefSeq, a predicted model, not a curated record